Molecule: messenger RNA, 3745 nt
Organism: Triplophysa rosa
Lineage: Eukaryota; Metazoa; Chordata; Actinopteri; Cypriniformes; Nemacheilidae
Gene: ubald2
Product: UBA-like domain containing 2
Exons: 3
Coding region: 188-718 (176 amino acids)
Molecular function (GO): protein dimerization activity; DNA binding
Source: RefSeq, a predicted model, not a curated record
GCUCGGCGGCCAAUCAGAGGCCGAGUUUGGGUUUGUUGUCGGUGGCGAUGACAUGAAAAUAUUUGUUGUUACUGGAAAGAGAGCGAGGCAGGCGAGAGCGCGCAGGAACGGCCGUUAACGAUCAUUUACGCAUCGCACCAGUUCAAAGCACGGAGAUUUCCGUCGACGGGAGUCGCGAUUAGCGGCGAUGUCGGUGAACAUGGACGAGCUGAGACAUCAAGUGAUGAUAAACCAGUUUGUUUUGACUGCGGGCUGCGCGGCGGAUCAGGCGAAGCAGCUGCUGCAGGCGGCGCACUGGCAGUUCGAGACGGCUCUGAGCUCUUUUUUCCAGGAGGCCAAUAUCCCCAGUCAUCACCAGAUGAUGUGCACUCCAAGCAACACUCCCGCCACCCCUCCCAACUUCCCCGACGCCAUCACCAUGUUCUCCAAACUGCGUACGUCUGAGUGCUCGGGCACCGGCGGUGGCGGAACCUCCAACCAGAUGUCCAUGGCGUGUUCUCCACCUCCCCACUCCUCGUCGCAGGGAUUCGGCUCGUUCUGGGCCCAGUCGCCCCCCAGCCACCAGCCGGUUUGGCUGCCCCCGUCCUCUCCCACUAGCCACCACACGCUCCAUCACCACCACCAUCACAUGCACCAGCCGCCCACGUGGCCGCCCGUCUCCCAGCCCGCCAACGGUCAGCAGACGCCCGUCAUUUCAGCCCUGCACGGCCAGAGAUGAGACUCAACGAUCCGGGAGCUGUCAGUUGGGGUGUCCAUACGCAGUUCAACGGGGGGGUGAGAAUGAAAAGACUUUGGGUGGCCACGGGGAAAAGACAUGGUACUCUUUCAGUCGGUUUCCUAAAAAGAUGGACAGGCGCACUUCUUGUUUUGUUCUUUUUAUCUUUUGUCGAUUUCGUUUCUGUACGAACAUGGGAAGAACCACUAUAAAAAAGAAAAUGAUGGAUGUUGAAGAGGUGGCAGAGCUUCAGAGAAACUUUGGAUUUUUUUCUUGUUUUCCAGCCACGGAGCACCUGUUGUGAGAGUUUGCUUGUGGAUGGAGGGAUCUCGUCUUGUUCUUUAGCGCUGUACUCGGACUCUCUCUACUCUGUAGCUUUGUGUCAGCACUCGCAAUAAAACCGCUGACCGAUAAGACUGAGUUACAUAUCGUGAUGAUCAUGAACCAAAACCAGGAGGAUGUUGUUGAUUGAAUUCUGAACCAUGAGGCCACUAUAUGAUAACGCAAAACAUCACAUUAUAUAUUUGUUGAAGAUGCAUAUGGCCUCAGGCGUAGCUCAGACACUAAGUUGAUUUUGAUUGAUAAAGUUUCAUUAUAAAUGGAGGAAAAAAGAGUUACCAUAAAGAGUUUGCAAUAAUUGUGGGAAGAAUUAAUUUUCGAGGACUCCAGGCAUCAGAACACUGUAUAUCAUGUUUGUUUAUCCAGUAAAUAAUAAUAAUGCAGAUUUGACUUUUUCUUUCAUUAAAAUCUAAAAUUCAGACUUUAUAGUGUAGUUUUUGUUUAAAUUUUGGGAAUAGCGAAUUGCAGGUUUUUUUUCAUCGGAAAGGGUCUGGUUUCCAGUUUAUAAAUAUAUAAACAUACUCAAAUCAUAUUUAAAUAGUCCUGUGAGCAAUAUUAGAGAAUAUAAGAUUUGUUCGAUUUAUGCAUAAAUCACAACUUAUGAUUCUAAACAAAAACAAACUAACGGGAUACCAUAAGUUCUCUAAAAAGCAGUCUUAUGCAAUUUUGCCUCCUGUAAAUGUUAUAUUAAAAUGUUUCGAUAUUUGACUGGAAAACGAAGAUUAUUUUCUAAUCCUCAGACUAAAAUACUAGUUCACUCUUGUAAAUACAUGAAGGGUCUAAUGUUUGGUGGUCGAGCUGGAUCCACAGAGUAAAGCUUAGCUCAGCUUCACCUACCUCAGCUCCGGCCGUGGCCUGAUUCUACCUCUCAGCGGCUGAAUGGGCUUUCUGUGUGAGCUGGAGCCAUAGAGGCCUCAAAUACCUCAUGGUCACUGCUGAACGUGACUCACGUCUGAAACCGAUCAGCCUUGACUCCGAUGUCUCUGUGGAAGAGGUCUGAUAUGGUGUCACUUCUUGGCAUCGUGUCUUACAGAUCGCUGUGAAGAGACUGACCCUAGACCUGAACGCCGAUAUGAACGUCGUAUUCUGAGACGAUGUUUUAUUAUUCUCUCGGUUCACUCAUUAAAGACAAUCCCCGCUGUUUAAAUGUAGUGUGGAUGUUAGUCAGGGUUUGACGCCAUAUUUCAUUUACAAUUAAGGCAAAUGAAAAUGAGGCUCGGAGAGAUAAAGGUUUAGCUCGCAGACCUUCAAUUCCAUAGAACUGAGUCUUGUUCACAAAAGCAAGCUAAUUUUACGUUCUUAAAGGGAUAGUUCACACAAAUACGAAAAUGACUCCAAACCUGUAUAAAUUUAUAAGUUUGGUUGAACACAAUGAAAUAUAUUUGGAUGAAUGUGAGCAACUGACAUUUCUGGGUUAUCAUUGACUACCAUAGUAGAAAAAUUAUUGUAUAAUUGUUUUGUUCUGCCGAGCACGAAUUGAGAUAUUUUGAAAAAUUUAGGAAAACAAACAGUUCUAGGCCACCUUUGACUACCAUUGUCAUUUUUCCUACUGUGGUUGUCAAUGGUGCCUCAGAAAUGUCUCCUUGUGUUUAACAGAACAAUGACAUUUAUACAGGUUUUCCAACUUGAGGUUGAGUAAUUCAUGACCAAAUUUUCAUUUUUGGGUGAACUAUCCCUUUAAAAUAAAUCGUUUCCUUGAUUUCAGUGCGACACAUUGUAUAGUAGGCUAUAUUAGAUGUGUUUACAUGACAAUUGUUAAGUUGCGUCCUAAAAAAAACUUCAGUCCCAAAAGAUUGUUGUAGACGUGAUUAUGGACAUUGAGACGGCAAAAUUCAUUUUGACCAAUUGCACGCGUAAUGAAUUAAUAUGUAAAUCGACUCUUUAACAUGUCAUUUACUCUGACUGAAAUCCAUUGAGGAAUGAUUUGAGCGUUUAAUCCUAAACGGCUACACGAUAAACCACCUGUUUUUGUUUUGGCCCGGAAUGCACUGGAAAUGUGAAAAGUAUGUUCAGUUUUAUGAAAUAUUACUACAGCGACAUUGCGGACAACUGUUUGGUCUUUCUUCUUAUCUGGUUUGCCAUGAAGGGCCUGUUCUUCAAAAAUCAUCGGGAGACCAUUUUCCGCUGUGAGGAUUUAGGUGUCGCACUCUACAGUGAGAGUCGAGAAUCUGCACUUUAUCAAAUCCCACGACGGCAGGUCAACGUCCGAUGUCAAACGUCUCGAGCUGCCGGCCCAGUGCCUUGAGGCAUGAAUGAUGUCAGUGUUAUUCAGCUGUUGCUCUGAAAGAAUAGCAGGACUUGGGCUGAAGUCUCAUGGCAACAGGAUUAAUACUCUCAAAUGUCAUUCUCUCAAGCGCUGACAGCCAGACUGUUUGAACAGUUGCAAUCUCGCUCUAGUCGUAGUGCCGAUGUGAUGUCAUUGACACAGACGUUUGGGUUCUUGGGGGACGGGUCUGUUUAGACUGCCUGUGAUAAACAACACAUACAGAGAGGCAGGAGGGCUGACCAGCUCCUUCAUCGAGAGUGAGAAAUAAUUUGCAAACUUUUUGUAUGGGAUUUUCCUCCUGUGCUUUCUGUUCUUUUCCCUUGUUGAGAUUUGUAUUUAUAUGUCUGACACAAAAGCUUUGAUCUGAAACUAUUUUGGAGGUCAUUGUGUUUUUAUUAUGGUCAUAAUAAACGAUUUAAUGACUA